UUGAACCGUGCCAGUCAUAGUUGUCCCCGCCCUCUGAUAAUGCAGCAUGGGCGAAAAUACCAGACCCAAGCGCUACAGCUGAGGAAGCAGACCCACUACUGCCGAUGUUUUUGGACGGUUGAGCUAAAGUGAUGUUCCAACAAUGCCGAUAGUAGAUAAACUCAAGGAGGCAUUGAAACCUGGUCGAAAGGAGACGGGCGAUGAAGGCGACCUCAACAAACUGUUGGCCUCUUCUGCCAAGAAAGUCCUUUUGCAGAAGAUAGAAUUUGAACCUGCCAGCAAGGGGUUCUCCUAUCAGCUGGACAGUUUAAAGAACAAGUAUGUGAUCCUCAAUCCGAGGAACGAGGCUGCAGCAGGGCAGAAGGCCACAGAGCCUGCCCAAAUAAAGAGGCAAGCCUCUGAGAAUGUUGUUGGGAGCCAGAGUGAUGGCAUUCCUGCCCCACAGAAAAUGCUCUUUCCAGGGAACAAGCUGACUCUUAAAUGGGAGCGAGUGUACAGGGUGGGAGCCGGCCUCCACAACCUAGGAAACACCUGCUUCCUCAACUCCACCGUGCAGUGUCUCACCUACACCCCGCCACUUGCCAACUACUUACUCUCAAAGGAGCACAGCCGUGCCUGUCAUCAGUCAGGCUUUUGUAUGAUCUGUAUAAUGCAGAACCAUAUCAUCCAAGCCUUUGCCAAUACAGGCAAUGCCAUAAAGCCUGUCUCCUUCAUCAGAGACCUAAAGAAAAUUGCCAGACACUUUCGUUUUGGGAGCCAAGAGGAUGCUCAUGAGUUUUUGCGGUACACGAUUGAUGCCAUGCAGAAAGCCUGUCUCAAUGGCUACCCAAAACUUGACAGGCAGACCCAGGCCACAACGCUGGUUCACCAGAUCUUUGGAGGUUACCUCAGGUCAAGAGUGAAAUGCUCUAUUUGUAAAAGUGUGUCAGACACAUACGACCCUUACCUGGACAUUGCCGUGGAGAUUCGGCAAGCAGCAAACAUUGUGCGAGCUCUGGAGCUGUUUGUCAAACCAGAUGUGUUAAGUGGAGAGAAUGCGUACAUGUGUGCCAAGUGCAAAAAGAAAGUGCCAGCAACGAAGCGCUUCACAGUCCAUCGAACAUCUAAUGUACUGACCCUUUCACUGAAGAGGUUUGCCAACUUCAGCGGGGGAAAAAUAACAAAGGAUGUCGGAUAUCCAGAAUUUCUCAACAUCCGCCCUUACAUGUCUCAGAGCUCAGGUGAUCCUGUAAUGUACGGCCUCUACGCUGUCCUGGUGCACUCUGGCUACAGUUGUCAUGCUGGCCACUACUACUGCUACGUCAAGGCAAGUAACGGACAGUGGUAUCAAAUGAAUGAUUCAAUGGUGCACUCGAGUAACAUCAAAGUAGUCUUGAACCAGCAGGCUUAUGUGCUUUUCUACCUGAGGAUCCCUGAAACCAGAAAGAAUGCAGAUGGGCAGACCACCAAACAGGCCAUGUUGCAUUCUGGGAAGAACAAUGCAUCCUCUGAGCAGAUAAAGAGGACCAAUCUGAACGGUCCACUCUCCUCCCCACAGGUCACAAAGAAACUUGAGCCUGCACAGCUUCGUAAGAUUCAGUCCAUGGACGGUGGUCUGGGCUUACCCGUUUCUAGAAAUGGCGUGAGCAGUCAGCCGCAGCCCAGACUAUCCAACUGGACAUCAUCCUCUAGUGGUCCACCUAAGCUGCCAGGUGGACCCUCAGUCAUUGAAGAACCUUUUAAAAAGCUGAAGAAGCCCACUCCCCAGAGCCAAGCACAGUCCCGCAGCAGUACUCCUACCCCCUCCACAAACGGAGUCAGCAGGACCGAGGGAGAUAAAAAGCAAGGCGGCGAAGGCAGAGGCAUGGCAGCGUCUACCUCAUUUAAGUCUUUGUCUGACUCCUCCUCUGCUGACACCUCUGACUCAAAGGACUCUGUGGGUCCUAAAAGUGCGCCUCUACCAGAGACCCCCUCCACCCCCCGGAAAGGCUCCAACGGUCUUGCAUCUCCAGCAAAGAGUGUGGAGCGCUCUCAGAGCACAGAGGACCAGAAGACGGCGAAAAUAAAACCCCCGGCCCUCAACAACAUCACAUCUGAAGCCACCAGCACCAUGUCACCUCCACCUGCCAAGAAACUGGCCCUGUCAGCCAAGAAGGCUCGCAGCCGGAGUCUGAGCAGCAUUGAUGCUCUGCCCCCUUUGCCACGCCAGCCGUCCAGUGACCCCAUGCAUCAAACUCAACUUAACUCCCUCACUUUUGCUUCACCUAGUCACGCUCACAGAGCUGGUCCAUUCCAUUCAUCCGAAGUCCAGUCAUCGCCUUUUGCCCGCCUAAGUGGAACCUUCAAACAGCAGAGCCCUCAGAAAUGGCCCCUUCUCUCCACACUGCAAAAACCAAAUGCCAGCCUUUCUCUUACAACCAACGGGCUUCACAGUCCCUGCCCAAAGAACAAUAAGUCUUCCAACAACCUCAGCUCUGUGGUCCAAGAGCCCGAUUUCAACAGCCCCUCUGCCCAAAAGGUGACCCAAAAGAAGAAGAAGAAAAAGAAGCGACGUCAUUCUGAGGUUGAGGGAGAAGCAGAGCCAACAACAUCCUCAGCUACAGUGACACAGCCUGACACUGUGGAACCAGCCAGUGAGAAGAAGCGGAAGAAGAAAAAGAAAAAACGAAAGAGGGAAAAUGAGGAUGGAGAGAAGGCAAAGGAGAGAGAGUGCGUCCAGUCACACCUGGACACAUCGAACCAAGAAGAGGAUUGGUGUGAGGGCGGAAUAUGGAGCCUAACAUCCCAUCCAAUCUCAGAAAAGUCCAAGCAAAAGCCUCAGGUAGACGCCACAACCCCAGAGCAGUGUGAGCCUGAGUCAAAUCAGAAAGAACAGGGAAGGGACUGUUGGUUGUCGAAGAAGAAGAAGAAGAAGAAGAAAAAGAGGAAAAUGCAGCUGAUGGAGGCUCUGCAGAACAUUACUUCAACAGGCUCUGUAUCAGAAAGCAGUUUGGAGACAAAGGCCCCGGUUGUUCUGAAAGAUACAGGAGAUUUGAUAUUGCUGAAAACGAAAUUGAAGAUGAAGAAGAAGAGGCUAAAAGAAGAAGUGAGACUGUGGGAGGAGAGCAGACGAUGUGCAGAUGAGCCAAGCAGUGAAUCUCAAGCAGAGGAGCCCCCCACCAAAAAGAAUACUGCUGAGAAAGAUAAACUGAGCCAGCAGAGGACAGCUCCAGUGGUCGUGUGGGACAGCCAAGUGAAGGACGGCUACAAGCGCAGCCAUGCUCCAGCCACUGAUGGGAAUGUGUCUGGAGAUGCUGCGACCCAUACUGCCCCGGCAGCCUGGGAUGGGAAGAAAACAAGUGGGGUGGUACAAGAGCUGCUCAAAAAUGCUACAGAUAAAGCUUAUGGAGCCAAUGUCCUCAGCUGGGAUGGAGAAGCGUCUGUAAUUAGUCGAGAUGCUAUUGAAGAUGCCCACCAUGCCAUGUGUGAAACUGUGAUUGACGAAUGGGAUGAAGACUUUGACAGAGGAAAGGUGAAGAAAAUAAAAAACUAUAAAAGAGAGAAGUGGAGAAGCGGAAGCAGCAUCUUUCAGAAGAUCCAGGACAGACGGAACAAGUGGUCUGUAACACCUGGAGGGAAGCGAGUUUUUGGAAUCAGACGCUGAGUCCAGAUUGUGGUUGAGAUGGUGCUGAUUGAAGAUGGAGACAACUAUACUGUAUACCUGUACCCUUUCCCUUUUAUUUCUCUCUGUCUUUGUGUUCAGUUCAGACCCAAAUUCAAGAAUGAUAUGUAACCCACACACAGUGCAGCCCACUGUACCUACUGUCCUUCAGGAUGAAUUGAAAGAAUAUGAAGUGUUUCCUUCAGGCAUCAGUAACACUGGCCAGUUGGAUUUCACAUGUUUUUUAAACCAGAUCCACAGUCUGUGGUUUAGACUGUUCUAUGCAUGCAGUGUUUAACAGAAGAGCCACUUUGUCACAUUACUUUGGUGUUCUUUGAGCCUUGGUUUUGGCCCCAAAAAAUGUUCUACAAAACAAAAUACACUUCUGAUUUUUGUAAAGGGUAAUUUAAGAAGGGGAAAGUCCUUGUGCCACACUCUGGCUGUCUGAUACUGAAAACUGUACACAAUCUCAGAGCUAAAUGCUGCUUCUGCAGACAUAAGGGCUCAGCAAGUGGGAGGUUUAAGAAGUGACCUUUUUAUCUUUUUCCUGGAAUUAUUCUAUACCAAAUUGCAAAAGAUCCACAAUUCUGUAUUCAUAUGAACAACAUUAUUUUAGAUUUCUGUUUAUUUUUCUUAUUUUAUAUCUUUAUCUGCUGUUUUUAUUUUGCUGGAGUGUCUGUGCCAUGUGGCAUGUUUUUAAGGACCAAAUUUUGCCUGCAUAUUGUUGGUAAAAUUAAGGUUUAAAAUUGCCACCAUUAUCUAAACAUGCAUGUAUGAAUUGGGUAAAAAAUAAUGAACUAUAGUAAAUUUUAUUUUAGUUCUAAUGCGGUUUCAUUGUUUUUAAACUAUAAUUAAUUUUAUUUCAGUCAUGUUUAUGCUUUGUGCGCAGAACAUGCUUAUGUUUAUUUUUCUGACAGCUCAUAGUGCGUCGUGCAUCUGCAGAGGAGAGCGUAAGGUUGUUGGAGGAACUUAGACGGGAGCAGUUAUUUUCUACAGUGCAGCUAUGAAACUAUGUAGCUCAUCUCAUCAGUCCAGCGUUCAGGAUUUGCUCUGUCUGGAGGUUUGACUUCACAGUUCUCUGUAAUAAACAUCACCGCAAACUGUUCUUUACCAAUGUACUGAAAUAAAAGGGUUAAAUUUUAUACUUCAGGCACUGUGUUAGAAUGGGAUUGCAACGCGCUAAUAAUUUCUUUUCCCCGUGUAAUUUAUAUCUCUAUGCAAUUUUUCUGACGGUCAUGCUGGUCACCUAAAAACUGGGCUGAGACUCAGGAACCAGAUAUCCUGCACCCUAUCCUCAUCUCUGAUCUACAUCUCCUGUUGAUUAUCAGAGGACUCCUCCUUUUCCCUGGACCACCAUCCUGCACCCUGUACAUCUUGUAGAAACUGUUUUAUACAUGUAUUUCAGGUGUGGAAACCAUGGGAUCAUCUUGCACCGCUAUCCUGGCACAGAUGUGUAGAGAAAUCACGAUAACAAAAUGCUUUGCCAGUGUAGAAGAUUGUACAGUCCAUCUUGUGCUUCCUGUGUUUCCCUCCAACGCUGUAAAGACUUGCCCAUGCAUUUCUUUUCAUUCUAGAGAUGUUGCCUUGAAUUGGCUAUAAAAAGUAUAGGAUUUAAUGUUAAAAAUAUAUAAUUUAAAGAUGAAAAGACAGGUCUUUAACGUGGUACUAAUACUUGAGUCAGUUGGUGGAUGUUAAACUUGACAAUUUAUCUGCAAAUGUGUUUGCUCAUUUGUGUAUAGGAGAGUUGUCUUUUUUCAUGCAAGACCUUCCCUAUGUCACUGUAGUGUGUACAGUACAAGAGAGGCUGUGACAGUCUAAAGCUCCUAGGACGUGUUCGUCGACUGUGACAUCGAUGUAGGGUGUGACUCUCAAAUGGACACAGGAACAUUUAACCAGUAUGACUGGAUGGUCCACAUGUUUGCAUUGAUGGUUCUAUAUUUUGCACCACCUUUUCUGACCAGGGAAGAGACCUUUCAUAGUGAAAGUGGCUCUUACCACAUUAUAGGAAACUAUAAAGGUGCAAUAAAGUUGUGACUUUU
Messenger RNA from Sphaeramia orbicularis (orbiculate cardinalfish), 5658 nucleotides. RefSeq names its product ubiquitin specific peptidase 36 (gene usp36). The coding region runs from base 143 to 3622 and encodes 1159 amino acids. Gene Ontology annotation, molecular function: cysteine-type deubiquitinase activity. Gene Ontology annotation, biological process: regulation of apoptotic process; protein deubiquitination. The record is from RefSeq and is a predicted model, not a curated record. Gene Ontology annotation, cellular component: nucleus; cytosol. The transcript has 20 exons. Lineage: Eukaryota; Metazoa; Chordata; Actinopteri; Kurtiformes; Apogonidae.